AACCCCAUUGACGAAGACAACGAGCCUUGCAUUGACGAAGAUGAGGGACGACGGAGGAGGAGGCAUUUGCUCUGGUUCAGCUUGCCAAAGAAGACGACUACAAUAUCGUGGAAGGAAGCAUCGGUUCCAGGUGCCAUUUAUGAUGGCGAAGCACUUAGUUGGUUGGGUCGCCUCGCAGAAGCAGUGGCUCCUCGCAUUCCUCGUCAUGCUUUCGGUCUCUACCCUGAUCGUCUUCUUCUUCUUCUUCAGAGUCCCCUUCGAUACUCGUGAUCAGAACUUGACGUCAUUGACAAGAGGCCCAAUACGGUCCCCUCCUUUGGUUUAAUCGUUGGAGCUACUCCAAACCCACUUAAGUUUAUGAAAUCUAAGCUGGUUCUAUUGGUUUCGCAUGAGCUCUCUCUUUCUGGCAAAUGAAGGAGAGGGAGCAUUGCCCUUGGACACAUUUACUCAUGUUUUUAAACUCAUGCAGAGAGGAAAUCAAGCAUUUAGAGAGAGGCGUUACGAGGAGGCAAUUAAUUGUUACAUAAAAGCUAAUAGCAUCAAACCAUGCGAUCCUAUUAUUCUCAGCAACCGAUCUACUGCUUAUAUCAGGUAUAGUAAAUAUUUGAUAGAAAGACCUCCAUCAACUUCUGAAGAUAGACCAUUGAAUGGGCUGGAUCCUACAACACAUGCUGAACUUGCCUUAAAGGAUGCAGAGAAGCUGAUCAACCUACGAAGUAAUGCAGUUAAACCAUACAUGUUAAAGGCCAGUGCUCUCAUUUUGUUGGAGAGAUAUGAGAUGGCCCGAGGUGUUCUUCUUUCUGGUCUUCAGGUGGAUCCUUCUAGCAUUUCCCUUCAGAGUUCUCUUCAGAAUUUGGAGAAUAUACAAAGCAGUUUGAUGGGUAAUAGAUACCACGGAAGGCCAGAACUCAGUGAUGAAUUUAAUUGCUCAUUAUGCCUGAAGUUAUUUUAUGAACCUAUCACAACUCCUUGUGGACAUUCUUUCUGUCGCUCAUGUCUGUUUCGGUCGAUGGAUCGUAGUAAUAAAUGUCCAUUGUGCCGGAAAGUUCUUUUCAUUAGUCCAAGAACAUGUUCUAUCAGUGUUACACUUAACAGCAUUAUACAAAAGAAUUUCCCAGAGGAAUAUGCUGCAAGAAAGUCAGAUCAUGAAAGUUUGACGAACUUUGGUGUCGAUUUACUGCCUCUUUUUGUCAUGGAUGUUGUCAUUCCAUGUCAAAAAUUUCCACUGCAUAUAUUUGAACCUCGAUAUAGACUAAUGGUGAGAAGGAUAAUGGAAGGGAGUCGUCGGAUGGGAAUGGUUAUUGUUGAUCCUUCAACGAGUUCCUUAGCCGAUUUUGCUUGUGAAGUUGAGAUAACUGAGUGUGAACCACUUCCAGAUGGGCGUUUCUACCUGGAGAUUGAAAGUCGCCGACGAUUUCGAAUAAUCAGGGCUUGGGAUCAAGAUGGAUAUCGUGUUGCUGAGAUCGAAUGGAUACAGGAUAAUAUCCCACCAGAAGGGACGACAGAAAGAGAAGAAUUACUGGAGUUGACACGUAAUGCAGGAGAGUACACUCGGUCAUGGAUGAGGAGGGCAAAACAGACAGCACAAGAUGAUCAAAGAAAACUCGAGCAAAUUCAUAACCUGGAGACAAUGAUGCCCACAGUCCAAGAUCCUGAGCGCUUCAGCUUCUGGCUUGUUACCCUAUCAAAUCUGAGGCCUCAAGAAAGAUUGGAGCUACUGCGCAUGAGAGAUACAACAGAGAGGAUCAAGCGUGGGUUGAUUUAUCUCAAUACCGAGCACGGCUGCCGAGUGCAAUAGUAGAAAUUAUGGUGAUUAUAAAUUAAUUUCAUUUAUAUAUAACAAACAAUCAAAUAUUCUCCAUUUCAAAAAAAAAAAAAAAAAAAUUCUUUGGUUCACGCUAAUACGGUCGUGGAUCUUUAUUUUUUUUCCCUUUAAUACGGGAAAUUUUUUUUUCUCCUUUUGAGUGCAUAUGGGAAUCAUGUAAUUCUGCCUUGACUUUUCUUGUUAUACAUGCAUGAUAUUUAUAUGGACAGCUGAGCUGGGUACUAUUAAUCAACUCGUACGAGAGUCGAGAGAAAAGAGUUACUUAUCAAAAAUAUUUUUCUUA
Molecule: messenger RNA, 2108 nt
Organism: Humulus lupulus (European hop)
Lineage: Eukaryota; Viridiplantae; Streptophyta; Magnoliopsida; Rosales; Cannabaceae
Exons: 19
Coding region: 389-1798 (469 amino acids)
Molecular function (GO): protein binding
Source: RefSeq, a predicted model, not a curated record